Molecule: messenger RNA, 591 nt
Organism: Pieris macdunnoughi
Lineage: Eukaryota; Metazoa; Arthropoda; Insecta; Lepidoptera; Pieridae
Source: the annotation of a GenBank genome assembly
AUGGGGAAGAUACUAGAAAAGGUAAUCAUCAACAGGAUCAGACACAGCCUACUCCCCAGGAUGAGCAGGAGGCAGUAUGGAUUCAUGCCAGGAAAGAGCACGGAGGAUGCCCUCUACGAUAUCUUGACAAAAGCGAGGAGCCACAUUAAAAACAAGGAAAUAGUGCUGAUGGUGUCGCUAGAUAUCGAGGGGGCUUUCGACAACGCAUGGUGGCCAGCGAUCAAGUACCAACUAGCAAAGAAAGACUGUCCCAAGCAACUAAGGCUGGUAGUGGAAGACUACUUUAAAGGCAGGAGGGUGGUGGUCCGCUACGCAAACAGAGAGCAUGUGAGGCGACCUGAAAAGGGAUGCAUUCAGGGCUCGAUUAGUGGCCCCACCUUCUGGAACAUCUUGCUCGACCCACUACUGGUCGAACUAGAAGAGGAUGGGACAUAUGCACAAGCUUUCGCAGACGAUGUUGUGCUGAUGUUCAGCGGAAUGGACACGCACUCCAUCGAAAACCGAGCAAACGUUGCCCUCGAGUAUGUGAGGAAGUGGGGUAUCGAGAACAAGCUCAACUUCGCGCCACAAAAAACCAAGCGAUGGUCCUGA